AUGAAUGGCACAGAAGGACCCAACUUUUAUGUCCCCAUGUCUAACAAGACUGGGGUGGUCCGCAGCCCUUUUGAGCAACCUCAGUACUACCUGGCCGAGCCCUGGAAGUACUCUCUCCUGGCUGCGUACAUGCUGUUCCUCAUCAUCACUGCCUUCCCCAUCAACUUCCUCACCCUCUAUGUCACUGUCAAACACAAAAAGUUGAGGACCCCACUCAACUAUGUGCUGCUCAACCUGGCGGUGGCUGACCUCUUCAUGGUUGUUGGGGGCUUCACAGUCACGCUCUACACAGCCCUGCAUGGAUAUUUCAUCUUAGGGGUCACCGGCUGCAACAUUGAAGGAUUCUUUGCCACCUUAGGAGGGGAGAUUGCUCUCUGGUCUCUGGUGGUUUUGGCUAUUGAGCGCUACAUUGUGGUCUGUAAGCCAAUGACCAACUUCCGCUUUGGGGAAAAACAUGCCAUCACUGGCCUGGCAUUCACGUGGAUCAUGGCCCUAACCUGUGCUGCACCUCCUCUGUUUGGAUGGUCCCGGUACAUCCCAGAGGGAAUGCAGUGUUCCUGUGGGAUUGACUACUACACUCCCAAGCCUGAGAUCAACAACACCUCAUUCGUCAUCUAUAUGUUUGUCCUCCAUUUCUGCAUCCCCCUCUUCAUCAUUUUCUUCUGCUACGGUCGCCUGCUCUGCACUGUGCGAGCGGCUGCGGCCCAGCAGCAGGAGUCUGAAACCACCCAGAGAGCCGAGAAAGAAGUGACACGUAUGGUCAUUGUCAUGGUGAUCUCCUUCCUGGUGUGCUGGGUUCCCUAUGCCACCGUGGCUUGGUACAUCUUUGCCAAUCAGGGAACUGAGUUUGGACCGGUAUUCAUGACUGCUCCAGCCUUCUUCGCCAAGAGUGCUGCUCUGUACAAUCCAGUCAUCUACAUUCUGCUAAACAGACAGUUCAGAAACUGCAUGAUCACCACGGUGUGCUGUGGAAAGAAUCCAUUUGGAGAUGAUGAGGCCGCUGCCGCUGUCUCCAAAACCCAGACUUCAUCUGUUACCUCUAGCCAGGUGGCCCCUGCUUGA
Molecule: messenger RNA, 1062 nt
Organism: Toxotes jaculatrix (banded archerfish)
Lineage: Eukaryota; Metazoa; Chordata; Actinopteri; Toxotidae
Product: rhodopsin
Exons: 5
Coding region: 1-1062 (353 amino acids)
Biological process (GO): G protein-coupled receptor signaling pathway; phototransduction; visual perception
Cellular component (GO): membrane; photoreceptor outer segment
Molecular function (GO): G protein-coupled receptor activity
Source: RefSeq, a predicted model, not a curated record